UAGUCAGGGCCGACUACACACCCUGGCGACUCCUACCCGGCGUUGUAUUGGAGACGUAUAACGUAACUGUCAACGACGGAUCACAACUACCUCGGAAAUUAGAUUUCAAGACAAUGAUGCGGUUGGUGAAAUCCGACAUUUUUACUCUAAUUCAAAUAGAAUCUGAAUCUAAUCGCGAAACUUGUAAACACAUGUUGUCUGACAAACAACUUAUGAGUAAAAUCAAAAGAGGAACCUUUUCUUUGUUCAUAUUUGAUUACUUGGAAUUGUGUUCUGCAAUUCUUUUGUAUCAGUUAAAACUCCCAUCUGUCAUGUACUCAAACUAUGGAUUAACGGGUUUGUGGAUUGCAAAUCAGAAUCCCUUAAAUCCAGCCACGACCCUUAUGGAAGGCGCAGACUUUACAAACAAUAUGAACUACAUGGAGCGCUUCAGAAAUACAAUGCUUUGGAUAGCUGCAAAUGCAUUUUAUAACUACUAUUACAUUAGAGACAUAGAAAAUCUACUGUCAACGUUUCUGCCUGAUUAUAACUUUCCUCCAAUUCAUCGUUGCUUUGAAAACGUCUCUAUAAUUAUCGCAGCCAAUACACAUUUUGCCCUUGACUUUCCUAGACCUGUCAUGCCUCAUAUAAAACCAAUAUCCGGGCUACAGUGGACCCCACCGCGCCCUCUGUCGUCCGAUCUACUUUCUUUUAUGUCGUCUGCUCAUCAUGGGGUUAUACUUAUGAGUUUUGGAUCUAUGAUGCCGACGUUGGAAGAGGAGACAGCAGAACUAUUUGCUAAGGUAUUUUCCAAGUUUCCACAGAAAGUAUUAUGGCGAUACAAAGGACCUGUUCCGCCAUCUUUAGGGGAAAACACCAAGAUCAUGGAGUGGAUUCCACAAAACGACAUUCUAGCUCACCCCGCCAUGAAGCUGUUCAUCACACACUGUGGUAUCAGCAGCACGUGGGAGACGCUGUUCCACGCUGUGCCCGUGGUAGCAGUGCCGCUUUUUGCAGACCAGCAUCAUAAUGCAGCUAAAUUGGUGAAAAGGGCAAAAAUCGGGGUUUUAAUCGACUUUCAUACAAUGACACAGAUAGAGCUAGAGGAAGCAAUCAACGAGGUACUAACUAAUGGGAAAUACAAACAAAAAGCGGCAAAGAUGUCCGAAAUUUUACAAGACGUUCCAAUAUCAGGAAAGGAUGAAUUUUUAUUCUGGAUUGACUACGUGAUCCGCCACCGUGGUCCAUUAUUUCUUCACAAUGAGGCGGUUUUCAAACUGUCAUGGUACCAAUAUUACCUUCUAGAUAUAAUCUUGCCAUUUGUCGCUGCAUUUCUUUGUUUCACCUUUCUGUUGAAGGUUUUCGCUGUAUGUAUGUUUAAGGCGGCUGUACGAGUAAUUAGACUCUUGCUGAAGAGAGUUAAACUUAAGCGUUCGUAAUGGUAGUUAGGUGCCAAUCAACCCUUGACGUUUUAUAUGUUGUUGGUAAAUGCUUUUUAAGACAUGUUCCUUGGAUAUUAUCAUAUUUAUUAGCACAUGUAAUUGCUGCAAAUUUGCCGUGACAGCUGAAGCAAUGGCCAUAGACGUGUAUAUACAAUGUGAACACACACAUCGUAGUAUAUAUUUGCCCUUUGACACCAAACAUACAUACCUUUCGCGUCAGU
This is a messenger RNA of Lingula anatina, 1642 nucleotides long. Its product is annotated as UDP-glucuronosyltransferase 2A3. The record is from RefSeq and is a predicted model, not a curated record. Gene Ontology annotation, molecular function: UDP-glycosyltransferase activity. NCBI's taxonomy places the organism in Eukaryota, Metazoa, Brachiopoda, Lingulata, Lingulida, Lingulidae.